Messenger RNA from Oryza brachyantha (malo sina), 1725 nucleotides. Its product is annotated as F-box/kelch-repeat protein At1g23390-like. Gene Ontology annotation, molecular function: protein binding. NCBI's taxonomy places the organism in Eukaryota, Viridiplantae, Streptophyta, Magnoliopsida, Poales, Poaceae. Bases 74 to 1288 code for a protein of 404 amino acids. The transcript has a single exon. The record is from RefSeq and is a predicted model, not a curated record.
UUUCAAAACGAAAGUGAUUACUGCUACUGAUCAUUAAGCACAAUCGAGCAGCAGCUAGCGAUCGAGUUAAGCCAUGGAGGCGGCGGAUGCUGCCGACUCCGUGCUGCACGGCGACCUGCUGGAGUGCGUGCUGCUGCGCCUGCCGCACGACGAUCUCACCGCGUCGCCCGCGCUCGUGUCGUGGGAGUGGCGCCGCGCCGCGCGCGCCGCGCACCAGCAGCACCGCCGGCGCCGCCGCCACCUCCCCUGCCUCGUGGCGCACGUCCAUGGCGUCGGCGUCGGUCGCUCCACGCACGUAUACGACCCGCGCGCCCGGGCGUGGGCCUCCGGCGGGUGGCGCGUCGUGGGGGGUGUCCCCGUCCGGCGGUGCGCCUGCGCGGGCGGUGACCGCGUCUACGCGCUCUCCCUCGCGUCCAUGGCCGUGUCCGAGGACGCCCUCGGCGCCGCCUGGCGCGAGCUCCCGCCGCCGCGGGUGUGGCGCGUGGACCCGGUGGUGGCCGCGGUGGGUCCUCACGUGGUGGUGCUCGGCGGCGGGUGCGGCGCGACGGCGGCCGCGGGCGUGGUGGAGGUUCUUGACGAGGCCGUAGGGUGGACGAUGUGCCCGCCGAUGCCGGCGCCGUUAGCGUCGAGGUGGGUGUCGGUCGCCGCCUCGGAGCGGCGGGUCUACGCGGUGGAGAGGCGAACGGGAUGGGCGAGCUGGUUCGACCCCGCGGCGAGGCGGUGGGGGCCAGCGCGCCAGCUCCAGCUACCCGGAAACAACACCACCACCACCUCCGUCGCGUCAUGGGCGGCCUGCGGCGUAACGGCGAGCGGCGGCGGCGACGCCGACGAGCGCCUCCUCGUGCUGGCAGGAGGCGACGGCGGCAUCGUUUCGCUUUGGUUCAUGGACGGGGACACGCUGCUGCCGGACGGUGAGACCAACGCAUCGAUGCUGCCGCCGGAGAUGUCAGAGAAGCUCGCGCUGCACACCACGGGCGGCGGCAACAUUGCGGUGGCCGCGGCCGGCGCGGCGAGCGGGUACGUGUACAACGCGUCGGAGCCGGGCAAGGGAGCCGCGAGGUACGAGCUCGUGGCAGCUGGGGUUGGUGGAGGCGGCCAUGACAGAGACAGCAGCAGCAGCAGCAAGAACGGUUGCCAUGGGAAGACGUCGACGUGGGGGAGACGCGGUAGUAGCAGUAGGUGGGAGUGGUUGCCGUGUCCACCGGCAGCUGCUGCAGCCAUGACGUCGUCCGCCGUCGUCGUCUUUGCCUGUUCCGGAUCAUCAUCGGACUCGGCUCCAAACAAAUGAUUGUACUGUGCAUGUACUCAAUCUAGAGAUGGUGAUGGCAAAUUACUACGAGAUCGUCCGCGUUAAUUUCUAUGUAUCUGGCCGGUCAAAGAAGACGUUUCAAGGGGUGGAGCCAACCAAAUUUGACCGGCUUCAAUUCUUCUAGCAAGAUGUUGCGGGUUGGACAACUAACCAGGGGACGGUCCGUGUUAAUUGCUACGUAGGAGUAGUAUAUAUGAUGUUCUGAUUUUUCCAAGGUUAAAAAUCCUUUAAGUUUGACCAAUAUUCACUACACUAAAUUAGUUCCAUUAAAUGGAACAUUGAGUAUGUUUCGAUACUAUGUUUGUUAUGUAUCAAAAGUAGGCAAAAUUUACUACAGGGUAUCGAAAAAAUUUGUAAUUAGUGGUGAACACCGUAAGAUCAUGAAUUUGCUGCAGGGUACCGCAAAAAUGUUGUAA